Lentinula edodes (shiitake mushroom) is the source of this 1002-nucleotide messenger RNA. RefSeq lists its product as uncharacterized. Bases 1 to 1002 code for a protein of 333 amino acids. The record is from RefSeq and is a predicted model, not a curated record. NCBI's taxonomy places the organism in Eukaryota, Fungi, Basidiomycota, Agaricomycetes, Agaricales, Omphalotaceae. The transcript is spliced from 9 exons.
AUGGCAGAGCCAGAUGGCUUCAUCAGCACAUUUGAUGAGCACGGUAACACUUUGGAUGUCCCAUAUCCCAGAGAGAAUGGUCUUCCAAUGCACCCAAGCGCCAUCAUCAAUCUUCACAAUGCCGGCAAUCUGCCUGGUACCUUGGUUCGAACAGUGCCAGCGAGCACCGCGGUUCUGCUUUUAUACGUUGCCCAAGACAAAUCAAUCACCGAUGCGGGCUCUAUUACAUAUGACAAUCUUGCAGUCAGACUGAACGAUAUUUACCGGCCCCUAAUGGACGUAUACUUAUCUACAAGCUCCAUGCAUCGUGGACCCUAUCCAUCUCCACCAUCGACUCGUAAACGACCCGCCUCUGUUCCAGGCCCACAAGAGUCACCAACAAAGCAUUUGAAAAGGAUUCGAACAAGACAUUCAACUGUGGCUCCAGCUACUUCCGCGCCGGUGAAAACUAAUACUCCUCUGCCCGGCGUGUACUCCUUACCAGCUCCCUUUGGAGCCUCUGGGGAACUACCACCAGAUGCAAGCGACGACGAACUUGUUUCUUUUUUUAUGGAACUCAAUGACGCAACUAUUGAACUGAAGGGUAUUAUUGUGUACGAUGAAACAAUGAGGUCCAAGGGGAUAUUCACACGCAGUUCCAUCGAUAUCGAGGUUCUUAUUGAGCAACUUCAGUAUACAAUUUUCUCAGAAGCUCAGAACGAGGAGCAUGCGCGCCGUAAGCUAAUUCAGGACCAGCAGGAGCUACGGUUCCUACUCAAAGAUAUUAAGGGAGCAGGAGUCGGGCCCAAUAAUGAAAUGAUUGCAGGGCCUAGCGCUGCCUUUUUUGCCAUUGGUGAGAAACUACUUGUCUUUCGAGUUUACAAUUCAUAUGACAAGCUGAGUAUAGGAACCAAAGAUGAUCCUAUUGAUGUCGACGACGUGGAAGUAUGUGCUGACUGCAGUCAGGAGAUUGAUUCCAACAUACAUAAGGACUUGUGCCUCGGAACUUAUGAAGUUGAGUAA